CGGGGCGGCUGGAGCGAGUCCGAGCGCUCGAGCGAAUGGAGCCGCAGUUUGUGGUCGCCAUUAGCGUGGGGUAAGGAGGAGGGAAAGGGAUCAGUGAAAAUCCGAGUGAGGAAAUCGGACGGGCGUCUGGGUUCGUUUAUAAAGCUCCCAACAUCUUGAAGGGAGGAGGAGGAGGAGAGAAAAAAAAAGCUUAAUUGUUCAAUCAUUCGACGAGGUCUUUCCGAUCCCCCCCCCCCCCCCCCCCCUUCCCUCCCAUCCCUGUCUCCGGGUGUUUUCCCUCCCCCGGCCCCAGAGUGUCUGAGGAGCCGGGGCCAUUCCAAAGGGAGGGUAUCAGGGGGUGUGGUGGUGGUGCUGCUGCUGCUGGUGGUGGUGGGUCGUCAUGUCGGAAGGGGAGAAAGCGGCGACAGCGGCGGCGGUGGCCGCAGUGGCGGACAAGGCGGCCGAGGCCAUGAACGCGCCCGCCGAGGUGGAUGACGAGGAGGAGGAUGAGAGCGAGGACGAGAGCGAGAUCCUGGAGGAGAGUCCGUGUGGUCGCUGGCAGAAGCGGAGGGAGGAGGUGAAUCAACGGAAUGUUCCUGGAAUUGACAGCGCAUACUUGGCAAUGGACACGGAGGAGGGAGUGGAAGUUGUGUGGAAUGAAGUCCAGUUCUCAGAACGAAAGAAUUUUAAGCUGCAAGAGGAUAAGGUUAAAGCUGUCUUUGACAAUCUCAUCCAGCUGGAGCACCUGAACAUUGUGAAAUUUCACAAGUACUGGGCAGAUGUGAAAGAAAAUAAAGCUAGGGUUAUAUUUAUAACAGAAUACAUGUCAUCAGGAAGCUUAAAACAGUUUUUGAAGAAAACUAAGAAAAACCACAAAACUAUGAAUGAAAAGGCUUGGAAGAGAUGGUGCACCCAAAUUUUGUCUGCCUUGAGCUACCUCCACUCUUGUGAUCCUCCCAUUAUCCAUGGCAACCUGACUUGUGACACCAUAUUCAUCCAGCAUAAUGGUCUUAUAAAAAUUGGGUCUGUUGCACCUGAUACAAUUAACAACCAUGUGAAAACAUGUAGAGAGGAACAGAAGAACCUGCACUUUUUUGCUCCAGAAUAUGGAGCUGUAACAAAUGUGACUACGGCUGUUGAUAUUUAUUCAUUUGGAAUGUGUGCAUUAGAGAUGGCAGUAUUGGAGAUCCAGGGUAAUGGAGAAUCAUCAUAUGUGUCGCAAGAAGCAAUCAAUAAUGCAAUUCAGUCACUAGAAGAUACGCUGCAGCGAGAAUUUAUUCAGAAAUGUUUGGAGGUUGAUCCUGUCAAGCGACCCACUGCACGAGAGCUUCUCUUUCACCCAGCUCUGUUUGAAGUACCUUCACUAAAGUUGUUAGCAGCACAUUGUAUCGUCAGUCAUCCUCACAUGAUUCCUGAAAAUGCUUUGGAAGAAAUAACAAAAAGCAUGGACAUGAAUGCAGUUCUAGCAGAGAUUUUCCAUCAUGAUGCAGAGGGAGUACAGAUCAGAUUCUCCCAGUUUCCUGCACUGGAGUUGGAUAAAUUUUUAGAGGAUGUGAGGAAUGGUAUUUAUCCUUUGACUGCGUUUGGAAUGCCAAUGCAUCAGCAACCCCAACAGGAGACUGUGACAUCGCCUAUUAUCCCACCAUCUGUGAAAACCCCAACACCAGAACCUGCAGAGCUGGAGACCAGGAAGGUCGUUCAGAUGCACUGCAAUAUUGAGCCAGUUGAUGAAGGAGCCAAGCAUCAUUUAACUCUACUCUUGAAACUGGAAGACAAGCUAAAUAGACACCUCAGCUGUGACCUGUUGCCUAAUGAGAGCUGUCAGGAGCUGGCAGCAGAACUUGUUCAGCUGGGAUUCAUCAGUGAGAUUGAUCAGAGCCGGUUAACCACUUUGCUCGAAGAUGCAUUCAGCAAGUUCUUCUACAGCAGGAAUGGCUCUCUCUCCGAUGUCACCGUCUCAUCAUAGCUACGCUAGAGUCAUCAAUUGACGCAGCUACUUCAUUACCGGUCUGAGACGGGCAAAAGACGGCAUCGCAGAAAGCCAUGCAUUCUGGCUCAAUUGCAUGUUGUAGUAUGGUGAUGUUGAGUUCCCAGCUACAAAUGGUGAACAUCCCACCUUUUGAAAAGUUCUGUUGUCAGUAUUAUGUCCCAUUUGUGCUUCACCUGUGACUGUCGUAUUUUCUUUCGCCGUAUGACUCGCAGAGCGCUGCCACAUUGGAAAGGCGCUUUUCUCUUAAUGGAAGUAUAUGUGGAUUGGAGGCAGGGUGGAGGGGGUAGAAGGCUGCUUAAACUGACGUGGAGGCUCCACAGAGAAAAAGUGAGGGGUCUGCACAUAAUGAAGUAUCACUAGAUACGUUUUUGUGAACUCUUUCAAUAUGUUGUAUCGCUUUAUAUAUAUAUAUGCCAGUGAUGUGCAUGUUUCCUCUAUGUUGUAUAAUCUUUGCACAUUUGUUUUCCAAGAUGUGGGAUGCUAGGUGAUUUUAAUGACUUCUGACAGUGUUCCAAUAAUCACACUUUUUAAGAGGCCACCCCAUGAAAGAAAGUUCCCACUAUUUUUCAGUGGUAAUAAAUCCAAUGGUUAUCUAGUCUUUUUAAGUAGCCAGUUCAAUGAACCUGUCCCAAUUGGUCAGUGGAAUUUCAGUGAAUUGUUCUGGAUCCAAACACAAAAUUGAAACAUCCCACUGUCGUUUCUCCAAUGUGUAUAGAAUUCCUGACCGGAAAUGAACUUUCAUUGCAAAUUAGUUACAAGUCUUAGGAGUCAGUUGAUACACCGGGGCUGCCUUUGUUUUAACUGAAUGCUUUAUUGAAGCCUUCCUUCACCCUGUCCCAGCCUUUUAUGUAAAGCCAAACAGCGAUGCAGACCUGUAACCCUUACUCUGUAGUAUUUUGAGUUAUGCGUGGCUGAAGUUGUGUAGCAAUUCCUGCUAUUUGUUUUGGUACAGGAGCACACCAUUGCAAUUGUAUUGAUCGUUUGUUAGCCAUGUGUUUCUGUGAGGUCAGUUGGCCAAAGGAAGUUGAAAUGAUUUGUGUUUCAUCUUCUGUCUUGAGCCAAAUAAUGCCAUAAUAAUAUAUGGGCAUGUUUUUUUUUGGUCAUUUUUAAUUUGUGUGCAAAGAGAAGGGUGAAGUCUGCUUGCAAGAACCAGUUUGCCAGUAACCUUUUCUGAUUAAGUCUUGCAUUUUCUCAUCUUAGUUUCUUGUAUAUGUUGUGGAAUGUUUUCAACUCUAUCUGCACAUAGACAAUGGAAUUUUCAGAUAAAGGGAACUGAAAGGGGCUAAUUUAAGAUGGUAAAAAGAAAAAUUCAGUGUGGGGUGGGCAGAGUGGGGGAGAAUUGAAGACUUAAUUAGAAUUGCUGUAACUUUUGAGAAUUUCAAAACACUGUAUUGUGGCAUUGUUUGAAGCCCUGUCUGCGUUUAAUGCAGCAUUCAUUGGAGCAAAUAUACUGUACUGAAAAAGCAGUGCGUGGCUGUUCUUUUGUUAACUCCGAUUGAGUAGCAAAACAUUGUGUUUUGAAUUUGUGUGGGUGAUUGCUUUUCAGGUUUCCCCCUGCCUUGCAGCUCGUGUGUAUUGAAGUGGUCAGGUAUAAAAGGAUGGUUACCCAUACCACUGUACCAGCAGAUUCUAAACACCAUUCCAUGUAUAUUGUGGAGCAUUGCUUGCUGUGAAUUUAUUUUAAAAUCAUCUUUGUUUGAACUAUUUGAAAUUCAUUCACACUUUUGUUCGAACAAAUUUAACAAGAGAGGUCAACAAUAGAGCUUUCAAAUUCAAAAUUAAUGAGGUAAAAAUGACUUUUGGAAAUUGAAUUUUUUUGUUUAUUUUAUAACCUCGAGCUUAAUAACACUGGGACAACUAGUGUCCUGAUACUGUGUCAGUGACACGUCACCUUAACAUGAAAGAUCAGUGCAAAACUAGUUUUGCUAAGUACGCGUUAGGUGAAGGGGACCAAUGGCCAAGUUUGUAUCCAUCUGCAGUUUCAAGACUGUUUCCCAGAAUCUGAAAAUCACACUUUUCCAGUUCUACAGCUGCUUGAAACCUUUGGGGUAACCCUAAAUUGCAUAGGUUUGAGAGAGUCUACAUCACUUGUCCCUUGGGUGUGAGUCGGUUCUGUUGAUCGUGGUCUUUUGCUUCAGUGAAAAUUUCACUUGGCGUUUAUUGUAAGAUUCACUGUUUUAUAGCUAUGUCGCUUAUUUGGGGGAAAGCGGUGUCUUUUCCAAUCCUGAAAUGAUGCGUCACUGCAUGGUUUCUUCUAAGGUUGAACACAUUAUUGUGCAAUGUCAUGAGCUGUCCUGCUUGAGGAGCAGAUGACUUAACAUGGAACUAACUUGCAACUCAAGUACAAAUGUAUCACAGCAAUGUGCAUAACCUUUAAACCAAGGUGACAGAAGAUUGCAAAUAAGUUCAGAUUGUGUCUUUGCCUCCAGUUAAAGCUGCUGAGGCUUGCCAGCCCCUUAGGACUACAAUGGCUAAUUAAGCUUGCAUUUAGGUGCACAAGAGAGUCCAUAAUUUCAAGAAGUUGCCUACUGUUUUUUGUUUCCCUUUUUCAUCUCUUCCUCCCCCACAAAAAUAUUUGAGUUAUGUUAUGAAAAUUGGUUUGGCCUCCAGCUGCCUUUCUAACAAAAGAAAACAAAAUUAGUAAUCCGUUCUGAAUUUUGCGUUUAAUCCUAGAGGACAAGGAUCUGGAGGUCUUCCUAAUUUCUGUUAGUCACUGCAUCUCUCGAAAUUUAAAACUUGGUCUGUGCUGACGGUUUUGGGCACCGGUCAAAAUUGCACCCUUGGUGAGAAAUAUCCUUUUUAAAAACUAUUUCUUUAAAGUGCAUUUGACAGUAACUUUUGGGGCAGAGGAUAUUCUUAGUGAAAUUCACCAUCAACUUGGAUUGUCUUUCUUAAUCCCAUAGCUAGUAUGUCACACAAUAGAAAUUUGAUUUGACUACCUUCCGUAAAUGACAGGGGUCAGUAGGUAAAUAGUUUAUUUUGGGAGGCUAAUUCCAUUUUUUUUUAAACUGCAUCUUUAAAAAAAGACAUUGGAAAUAUUGUGUGCAAAGUCUGUUUUUGGCCAUCUCCAUUGGAGCCAAGGUUUCCUCCUUGUAAAUUCCUAUUUUUGAAAUUUAUAAAGGUUUGUGAUUUAUGUGGCUAGGGGAUGUGUGGGGAGAGAAAAAUAAAGAUUAAUUAGUUUUGGUUUUCCAAGGGAAAAAUCUUUAAUAGCUCCUUGGUUAUACUUGGAUAUUUUUCUUUUCAAAGUGGCAAGAAUGCUUAAUGAAAGCUUGCCAAAUAAAUAUAUUUCUCACAGUAGUCAGCAGAGUUUGAGUUACAACUGUCUGUGAUGCUGCAUUAUUGUUGCGGAAAGCAUUUCAGUCGAGCAAUCUAGCAGGACAGCAAGUCACCUGUGCGUUUUGUCCCUUGGUUUUGUUACUGACUGACUACUUUUUAACUCAAACAGAAAUAGUUGUAACGUAAUCUUUUGUUCCCCUUUUCCUAGCUGUGAGCUAAUGUUGAAGAACAAUGGUUUUGUUAAAAGCUAGGGAAGGGCACAGAAUGUUGAAGGGUUGGCCUGCAAUAGUUGUAUUAUUACCCUCUUUUAACCCUUUAGCCAUCCCUGUGGCACAUGUCCUGGGAAAGGGGAGGGCACUUAUACGUCACAAAAUAUUAUGAACAAGCGGUAUAGGAGAAAUGUUGAUAUUUGCCAAGGCUAGACUAGGAAAAGAAGGGAAUUCUACCCAGUUAAGUCCUAUUAGCAGAAGAAUUAGUAAUAAAACACAAUGUAAGCAUAUGGGGUACUGUGAAUUUUCCAUUCUCAAGUGAUUACAAGCAAAAUUUUGCACUGUUUACACAUUAUGAAUUUCUGAAUCUGCUCUAAGUGCUGUGAUUUAGUCCGUUGACAAGAUGACAAUGGUCCCUUCCCUCCUAAGGGGAAAGAUUUAAUUCCAAGCUGGGAUUGCUUUAAUUCCUUUAAACACAUCCUUUGAUAACACUGGCUGUGGGUCUUGAAGUACACUACUACAGUUUAUUCUAUUUUCUUUGGAACCAAUCGCUGUCUAUCCUGAGUUGAUGGAAAGACACUGACAGUGUAUAAAAUUUGGGGGAGGCUCAAUUUCUAGAUAGUUGGGCCUUUGUUGAGCAGUAGCAUUCAAAUGCUUGCUAAUGUAUUGCUUUCACACUGGGCAACACCAGUGAGAUCAGUCAUCUAGCCUGCAAUCAUUGCGAGGUUACCACAUGAAUUUUCUGCAGGUGUUUCAUUUGCAUGUUUUAGCCAAUAACGGGGUUACCAUACAACUGUUACCCACUGAUAUCUGAUACUCUAGUAUGAUACAAUACACACUUCAUCAUAUCCUAGAUUUCUUUGGCUGGCCGUGAGAGGGAGGGAAGUGAUUGCUUUCUGCUUUAGGAUUAUUGGCUCUAAACCUGCUGUAUAGUAAUAGCAAAUCAUGGCAUAUGUUGAUGCCUUAUGAAUACAUGCCACUCAACAGAAAUUGACCUGAAGAUUGAUUACUUCAUUAACGUGAUUAAAAUGUUAUUGACCGUCUCGGAGAGAGGAAAACCCACGUACCAGUGCACGUCACUCCACUUGUUAUCCUGGUUGUGUUGCAGCUGGCAAUUAAGUUGACACAAUUUUUCAGUGGCUCCCACUAUCCUAACCUUGGGCAUUCUGGAGAUAACUACAAGAUGCCAAAAGGUUCCCAGUUUAAUUGGUCAUGGUAGGUUAUAGAGUGAAAGUUCAUUUGCUAGACUGGUUUAUACAUGUAUUUUUGCCUCAAAUCCUGUUUCAUAUGAACUGUGCUGGUGCAGAAGGCACUUACACUUAUAAUAUGAGGCUUUUGAAGAUAAAUGUUCAAUACAUAAUCCUGCUGAUUUCAACAGCUGGCCAGAAUGAAAAUCUCAAAUGGCCUUUUAAAAAUUCAAGUCAAAGUGCAUAAAUGGAGAAAUGCAAUGUAGAAUGUUGAGCAUUAUGUUGUUUGAGUUGUACAGGAGUUCCCAAUCUUGACUGAUUCAAGAGAAGAGACACUGAGCAGAAUGCUAACUAUGUCCUUAUAGUGAUCCAGAAUUUUUUUUUUCCCAAGUAAACUGCCCCUUAGGAAGAACUCCAAUAUGUCCUAGAGAAUCUUGAAUUAAAAACAGGGGGGAACUUGAUUUCAGGUCUGGGUUUGUUCAGGCCAGAAUGCAACGUAACAGGGAAAUAGUCAAUUUCUUGCUAAAAACUUUGAGCUUGUAUCUAUCUCGAGCUAUUUCUUGCUAUUCCAUGUUCUUCUUGAGGCAAACUGGAUGCAAGUGAGAGUUCAGACCUGGAUUUUAAUUCAAACGUUUUCAUUGAUUUUCACAAACAUUUAAGUAAGAAGUAACAUGGGUGUGAGAAUGCCCAAUGUAGCUGUGGGAACGAUGCAAUCAUAAAACUGUGUUGCCAUAGGUUGUGUUUGAAGGAAUGCAAUUGUUUUUGUCCCAGUCCUAAGGAAUUAAGGGAAAAGCUUACUUAUUAGCUUUGCACAAUGUGGUGAUGUCUUGCAGCAUUCUUUUUGUUACACUAGUUCUGUAUUGUACCAGAACUUAUUUAAAUGCAGAAUGUGUAAAUAUGAAAAUAGAAAGAACUUUGAAGGUGGGUUGAAAGAAUUUUCAACUAUUUUUUAAAAUGGUCAGUCACACAGCUUUCACCUUUUUUGUUCAGCUUUGUUGAAAUAAAAAAAAUGUAAAUUUC
Carcharodon carcharias (great white shark) is the source of this 7661-nucleotide messenger RNA. It is a transcript of the gene nrbp1, whose product is annotated as nuclear receptor binding protein 1. The transcript is spliced from 17 exons. NCBI's taxonomy places the organism in Eukaryota, Metazoa, Chordata, Chondrichthyes, Lamniformes, Lamnidae. Gene Ontology annotation, molecular function: protein kinase activity; ATP binding. The coding region runs from base 380 to 1945 and encodes 521 amino acids. The record is from RefSeq and is a predicted model, not a curated record. Gene Ontology annotation, cellular component: endomembrane system; cytoplasm. Gene Ontology annotation, biological process: endoplasmic reticulum to Golgi vesicle-mediated transport; intracellular signal transduction; protein phosphorylation.